Hyla sarda is the source of this 2650-nucleotide messenger RNA. Its product is annotated as zinc finger protein 892-like. Gene Ontology annotation, biological process: regulation of DNA-templated transcription. NCBI's taxonomy places the organism in Eukaryota, Metazoa, Chordata, Amphibia, Anura, Hylidae. The transcript is spliced from 5 exons. The record is from RefSeq and is a predicted model, not a curated record. Gene Ontology annotation, cellular component: nucleus. The coding region runs from base 27 to 2159 and encodes 710 amino acids.
CACCUCACUCCCUGAUACAUGAGGAAAUGGAUGAACAGAAGAUCCGAGAACUCAUCAACAAGAUGAUGGAGCUGCUGACUGGAGAGGUUCCUAUAAGGUGUCAGGACGUGGCGGUCUAUUUCUCCAUGGAGGAGUGGGAGUAUGUAGAAGGACACAAGGAUCAGUACAAGGAUCAGGUCAUGAUGGAGGAUCAGCAGCCCCUCACAUCACCAGUCAGAUCCAGUAAGAGAACAGCACCAGAGAGGUGUCCCCGUCCUCUUCUUCCACAGGAUGAUCAGGGUGAAGAUCCGAACAAUAUUAAUGCUCCAGAGACAGAUGUGAGCGGUGAUGAACAGUAUAAGGAGGACAUUCCUACAGGGAAAGAUCUGAACAAUAUUAAUGCUACAGAUAUGAAGGAAGAAGAAGAGACAGAUGUGAGCAGUGAUGAGCAGUAUAAGGAUGACAAUCCUACAGAGAAAGAUCUUAUCUAUAUUAAAUCUACAGACAUAAAGGAAGAAGAAGAGACAGAUGUGAGCAGUGAUGAGCAGUAUAAGGAGGACAUUCCAACAGGAAAAGAUUUGAGCAAUAUUAAUGCUACAGAUGUGAAGGAAGAAGAAGAGACAGAUGUGAGCAGUGAUGAGCAGUAUAAGGAGGACAUUCCAACAGGAAAACAUCUGAACAAUAUUAAUGCUACAGAUAUGAAGGAAGAAGAAGAGACAGAUGUAAGCGGUGAUGAGCAUUAUAAUGAGGACAUUCCUACAGGGAAAGAUCUGAACAAUGUUAAUGCUACAGACAUAAAGGAAGAAGAAGAGACAGAUGUGAGCGAUGAUGAGCAGUAUAAGGAGGACAUUCCUACAGAGAAAGAUUUGAUCCAUAUUAAUGCUACAGACAUAAAGGAAGAAGAAGAGACAGAUGUGAGCGGUGAUGAGCGGUAUAUGGAGGACAUUCCUACAGGGAAAGAUCUGAUCUAUAUUAAUGCUACAGACAUAAAGGAAGAAGAAGAGACAGAUGUGAACGGUGAUGAGCAGUAUAAGGAGGACAUUCCUACAGGGAAAGAUCUGAUCUAUAUUAAUUCUACAGACAUAAAGGAAGAAGAAGAGACAGAUGUGAACAGUGAUGAGCAGUAUAAGGAGGACAUUCCUACAGAGAAAGAUUUGAUCCAUAUUAAUGCUACAGACAUAAAGGAAGAAGAAGAGACAGAUGUGAGCAGUGAUGAGCAGUAUAAGGAGGACAUUCCUACAGGUAACCGCCCAGAUUCUUGUACCAGGAGAUCAGAGGAGAAUCUUAUAUCUUCAGAUUAUAAAGCAGAUGAUGAUAUCACACAAGAUACAUAUGAAGAACAUUCCAUUAUCCCAGAUACACCCUCAGCCCUUCACAGCCAAGAUCUGUCAUCUCAUCCUUAUAUACAGGUCCCGUCUUCUCAGUCAUCACAGGAUGUUCAACAAAAUAAAGGUCAUAGAAGAGGUGUUAAAGAUAAAAGAGCUCAAAGAGGAAAGAAGCCAUUUUCAUGUUCAGAAUGUGAAAAAUCUUUUACUUCUAAAUCACAUCUUGUUCAACAUAAAAGAACUCACACAGGGGAGAAGCCAUUUUCAUGUUCAGAAUGUGAGAAAUGUUUUAAUACGAAAUCAAAUCUUAUUCAACAUCAAAUAGCUCACACAGGAGAGAAGCCAUUUUCAUGUUCAGAAUGUGGGAAAUGUUUUGCUCUGAAAUCAAUUAUUGUUCAACAUCAAAGAAUUCACACAGGAGAGAAGCCAUUUUCAUGUUCAGAAUGUGGUAAAUGUUUUACUCAGCAAUCAAAUCUUGUUAAACAUCAAAGAAUUCACACAGGAGAGAAGCCAUUUUCAUGUUCAGAAUGUGGGAAAUGUUUUACUCAGCAAGCAAAUCUUGUUAAACAUCAAAUAAUUCACACAGAAGAGAAGCCAUUUUCAUGUUUACAAUGUGGGAAAUGUUUUACUCGGAAAUUAAGUCUUAUUGGACAUCAAAGAACUCACACAGGGGAGAAGCCAUUUUCAUGCUCAGAAUGUGGGAAAUGUUUUAUCCUGAAAUCAAUUCUUGCUGUACAUCAAAGAACUCACACAGGGGAGAAGCCAUUUUCAUGUUCCGAAUGUGGGAAAUGUUAUACUGGGAAAUCAAAUCUUGUUCAACAUCAAAGAACUCACACAGGGGAGAAGCCAUUUUAAUGUGCAGAAUGUGGUAAAUGUUCUACUGGGAAAUCAAAUCUUGUUAAACAUCAAAGAACUCCCACAGGGAAGAAGCCAUUUUCAUGUUCUAAGUGUGGGAAAUGUUUUACUCAGCAAUCACAUCUUAUUAAACAUAAAAGAACUCACACAUCUAUAUAUUAACCAAGUACAUAGGAUAGUUGACAGUAAUACAUACUUAUAUAUAUUUAUACAAUAUAUGCUUCAUCUCCAAACAUGUUAUUAAUUUUUAAGAAGUUUUCUUUCUUAUUAUUUAUUAUUCUUAUAUUCAUCUCCGCACACUGGACUUAUAAUAAAUGUAAUAUUGUCCCUGACGUUGUGUAUAGGGAAUGUAACGCGUCAGUGUUGUCCCCGCCCCCAUCUCAUUAUGAAUAUAGAGACUUUAGUUCAAACCAUCGGUGCAAAAAAAGUUCCCAGUUCAAAAUUUGAGAAACCUGUUUCAUGUCAAAAUUUCUUUAAAUCUGUUAGAUAUU